AUGGGCUUUUUUCAGUCAUGUAUUGAUGCGCUUUUGCAGCUCGCUGCACUGACCCCCUUUACUCCCUAUGACGACUAUUCUCAGAAGCCUCUCUUUGGAAGCUCGCAUGACGCCUGUGUCUAUCCAGCUAGGUGGACGUCCUGCAACACGCCGACAUCUAGAGACUGCUGGCUGCAAGAUACCGAGUCUGCGGACGAGUUCGGGGCCUAUUCUCAGAUUGAUAUUCACACGGAUUAUGAGAAUGAAGAGGCUACGCCUCGUGGUAUUACUCGAGAAUACUGGCUUGAAGUAGACGGAGACUUCCUGCUCACGGCCGAUGGCUUCCCCAAGACAAGCGGAAAAGUCUUCAACAAGCAGUAUCCCGGACCGCUCAUUGAGGCAUGCUGGGGCGAUGAGCUUGUGAUCCACGUGAAAAAUAAUUAUACAGCAAAUGGGACGGCUAUUCACUGGCACGGCAUUCGCCAGCUGAACACUAUGCAGAUGGAUGGUGUCAACGGCGUCACGCAAUGCCCUAUUGCCUAUGAGGACUCUUUUACUUACAAGUUCAGGGCUUUGCAGUACGGCCACACUUGGUAUCACUCGCACUACUCACUUCAGUAUCCUGACGGCCUGGCUGGUCCACUGGUCAUCCAUGGUCCGUCAAGCACGAACUGGGAUAUUGAUCUCGGUCCUAUCUUGAUCCAAGAUUAUGUCCACGACUCUGCGUUUGUGCGUUACCAGGCGGAGAUCACUCCAGGGAGCAUUGCCUAUGCUGAUAGCAUCGUGGUCAACGGGACGGGCCAUGAUCCAGCGACCGGCACUGGAGCGUAUUUCAAUACCACCUUCACUAAAGGGAAGAAGCACGUCUUGAGAUUGAUCAACGGAUCUUCAGGAACGCAUUACAUCUUCUCCAUUGACGGCCACAACUUCACAGUCAUAGAAACGGAUCUGGUUCCUAUUGAACCUUAUACCACAACGAGUCUGAGUAUCGGGAUCGGCCAACGCUACAUGAUCGUGGUCGAGGCUGAUCAGGAGCCCGGCGAUUAUUGGAUGCGCACCCACCCGGCCACAGGCUGCAACACCUUCACACCGACCCUGCCCUGCGGCGGGCGCUUCAGCGCAACGUGUGAGCCCUUCAACGUGACGACGGGCAUCAUCCGCUACGACGCGUCUAGCACGGCCGAGCCUACCAGCCAGCCGUGGCCGUACAGCACCCUCUGCCUGGACGAGCCGUACAGCAGCCUGAAGCCCGUGGUGCCGUGGGUCAUCGAUCACCACCCGGCCAACGAGAUCACCGACAACAGGUUCGCGGCUGUGCACCAGACGGUCAACAGCUCUGCGGCCACCGGCGGAUAUGCCCACUGGGAGCUGACGCCCGACUUUCUGUGGCUGGACUUUGGGAACCCGACCAUCUUGAACUUUGACAACAAGAGUUAUGACCAGGACUCGAACUUUCACAUUGUUGAUGUAACCCACCCUCUACACUGGCACGGCAUGGACGUCGUCGUGCUCGCCCAGAACACCACCACCUUCGAUCCCGUCUCAAGUUACGAGACGUUCAACUUCGUGAACCCUCCGAGGCGCGAUGUUGUUCUCCUGCCUGCUGGCGGCUAUAUCGCCAUCGCCUUCAAGCCGGACAACCCUGGAGCUUGGUUGCUGCACUGUCACAUCGCUUGGCACGCUUCGGCUGGUCUCGGCUUGCAGAUUCUGGAGCGCCAGCACGAUAUCGUCCGGAGCCUCGGCGGACCUGAGGCUCUUGCAGAGACGGAGCGAGUGUGUCAGAACUGGCGGCAGUAUAACAGUGCUCAUCCCGUCGAUCAAGAUGAUUCGGGGAUUUGA
Cryphonectria parasitica EP155 is the source of this 1818-nucleotide messenger RNA. RefSeq lists its product as uncharacterized. The coding region runs from base 1 to 1818 and encodes 605 amino acids. The transcript is spliced from 9 exons. The record is from RefSeq and is a predicted model, not a curated record. Gene Ontology annotation, molecular function: oxidoreductase activity; copper ion binding. NCBI's taxonomy places the organism in Eukaryota, Fungi, Ascomycota, Sordariomycetes, Diaporthales, Cryphonectriaceae.